Eremothecium cymbalariae DBVPG#7215 is the source of this 501-nucleotide messenger RNA. It is a transcript of the gene SLM4, whose product is annotated as Slm4p. The coding region runs from base 1 to 501 and encodes 166 amino acids. The record is from RefSeq and is a predicted model, not a curated record. Gene Ontology annotation, biological process: signal transduction. The transcript has a single exon. Gene Ontology annotation, cellular component: Ragulator complex. Lineage: Eukaryota; Fungi; Ascomycota; Saccharomycetes; Saccharomycetales; Saccharomycetaceae.
AUGACCAUGCUUCAUAGUACAAACAUUAAGCAACUCCUCCAGAGGACCUUAGAACCAACCCACACUCCAGUCUCGACUUACCAAAUACAAUCCGCAGUCCUCGUCUCGCGCAAAAGUGGUUCUAUCGUCUCCUUUGUAACUAAUAGCGUAUCUAAGGUUCCAUCCAAUGACUCCAUCAACAACCUCAAAAUGAUGGCCCUUCUCACUAAGGAGAAGUGGUCCGAAGACGAACAGGACCCAAAGGCCCAAGCGACUAAAAGCUGUUAUCACGUGACAAUAAAUACACCCGACUCGGGCUCUGCCGCAUCUUCGUCGCAAACCACCUCCCGCAUCUAUACAUUUGAAUUGGAAGAUCUCCAUACAUGUGUCGCACAAAUACCUGGAUCUGACCUGCUGCUUCUCCUAAUUGGCGAUUCUUCCUACCCCCACGGAUUGCUCGUGAUGAGAUUGAAAAGUGCCCUAGGCGCAUUCCAAGACGUCUACGGCUACAAGCUGGACUAG